AUGGAGAAGACUUACUCGCUGACGGCGCACUACGACGAGUUCCAGGAGGUGAAGUACGUGAGCAAGUACAGCAGCAGCGGGGCUCUGCCCAACGGCUUCAACUUGCAGCUGGGCACCGCCGGGGCCAAGAAGCCCCGCUGCGGCUUGCCCCGGUGGAGCCGGCGGGAGAUCUGCCUGCUCUCCGGCCUGGUCUUUGCGGCGGGCCUGUGCGCCAUUCUGGGGGGCAUCCUGGUGCUGAAAUACCUGGCCCUGGACCAGGAUGCCUACUGCCUGGAAGGCUGCCAGGAGCGGAAGGCGUUCACCAAGGCCUCCCGGUUCAUCGCCACCAACAUCGACCCCACCAUCGACCCCUGCAAGGACUUCUACUCCUUCGCCUGUGGUGGCUGGCUGCGCCGGCACGGCAUCCCCGAGGACGAGCUCACCUACGGCACAAUCACUGCCAGCGGCGAGCAGAACGAGGAGAAGCUGCGGCGGCUGCUCCAGCAGCCGGUGCGGCGUCCCUACCGGGCCUCGGCCGAGCGCAAGGUCAAGGAGUUCUUUCGCUCCUGCCUGGACAUGGCGGAGAUCGACCGGCUGGGUGCCUGGCCGAUGCUGGAGGUCGUCGAGGACUGCGGGGGCUGGGAUAUGGGUGCCCUCGGGAGGCAGGCCCAGUGGGACUUCAACGAGCUCUUCUACAAGACGCAGGGCGUCUACAGCACCGCCGUCUUCUUCUCCUUGACCGUCAGCCUGGACAACAAGAAUUCUUCCCGCUAUGUCAUCCGGAUUGACCAGGAUGGGCUGACGCUGUCGGAGAGAAUGCUCUACCUGGGCCAGGAUGAUGAAAGCGAAAAGAUCUUGGCUGCGUAUGGGGCGUUCAUGGAGCGGCUGCUGGGCCUGCUGGGUGCUGAGCACGUGGAACAGAAAGCCAGGGAGAUCCUGCAGCUGGAGCAGAGGCUGGCCAACAUUACUAUCUCUGAGUACGAUGACCUGCGGAGGGAUAUCAACUCCAUGUACAAUAAAAUAACGUUGGGAGAACUGCAGCGCAUCACACCCAAUUUGAAAUGGAAGCGUCUUCUGGACAGAAUAUUCCAUGAGCGUUUUUCGGAAGACGAAGAGGUGGUCCUCUUAGCCACCGAUUACAUGCAACAAGUCUCGGAGAUCAUCCGUACGACGCCUAUCAGGAUCCUUCACAACUACAUGUUGUGGCGCAUUACGGUGGUGCUGAGCGAACACCUCUCCACCCCGUUCCGAGACGCCAUCCAUGAGUUCGCCAAGGAGAUGGAGGGUGCCGAGAAGCAGCUGGAGCUGACCAAGACCUGCCUGAGUCAAGCGAACAAGCACUUCGGAAUGGCCUUGGGGGCCCUUUUCGUUGAAGAAUUCUUCUCCUCCACCAGCAAGGCCAAGGUGCAACAGUUGGUGGAAGACAUCAAGCACAUCCUGGACCGGCGACUUGAAGAACUGGACUGGAUGGAUGAAGAAACCCAGAGAGCAGCCCGAGUGAAGCUGAAGCACAUGAUGGUGAUGAUUGGAUAUCCAGACUUCCUGCUCAACCCAGGAGCAGUUGACAAGGAAUAUGAGUUUGAAGUCCAUGAGAAAACCUACUUUAAGAACAUCCUCAACAGCAUCAGGUUCAACAUCAAGCUGUCGGUGAAGAAAAUCCGUCAGGAAGUGGACAAGUCAGCGUGGCUGUUACCCCCUCAAGCACUGAAUGCUUACUACCUCCCUAACAAGAAUCAGAUGGUGUUCCCAGCUGGAAUUCUUCAACCCACGCUCUAUGAUCCUGAAUUCCCACAGUCCUUGAACUAUGGGGGGAUCGGUACAAUUAUCGGGCACGAGCUGACGCAUGGCUAUGAUGACUGGGGCGGGCAGUACGACCGGUACGGUAACCUGAUGAAUUGGUGGACAGACACCUCCUACAGCAAGUUCCGCAAGAAGGCGGAGUGCAUUGUGAACCUGUAUGACAAUUUCACCGUCUACAACCAGAGGGUGAAUGGGAAACACACACUGGGCGAGAACAUUGCAGACAUGGGCGGACUUAAGCUCGCCUACUAUGCGUAUCAGAAAUGGGUGCGGGAACACGGCCCCGAAAACCCGCUGCUGUGGCUGAAAUACACCCACGAGCAACUUUUUUUCAUCGCUUUUGCUCAGAACUGGUGCAUUAAACGGCGCUCACAGUCCAUCUACUUGCAGGUGCUGACUGACAAACAUGCUCCCGAACAUUACAGGGUGCUGGGCAGCGUCUCCCAAUUUGAGGAGUUUGGACGUGUCUUCCACUGUCCUAAGGACUCCCCCAUGAACCCAACCCACAAGUGCUCCGUCUGGUGAAACGCCAACCUGUCCUGCCCCUGCCUGGAGCCAGCCCCUGCCAAGGCGCCAGCUGGCAUCACUCUUGUCCAGGCCGGGCAGAGGGAGAGGAGAAAAGACCUCCGAAACCUGAGGUGGCCCUGGCUCCAGAGAUAUGCCCACACCUGCCAACCGCCCCCCCACCCCAGGUCUUUGGGGCUCCACGGUAUAAAUAGGUAACACCAGUCCUUCUCUUACACAGCUGCUGUGAUCUCUUCCCAUCUGUACAGUCACUCAGGUCAUAAAAGGAGCCUCUUCGUUCUCCUUCUAAAAUGACGUUUUUCUGCCAUUCCUCUGGGCCAUGCCCGAGCUUUUCCACUUUGCCCCCAGACCCAGACUUUUUCGCUCCUUGGCUAUUCUAGUUUAUUGUGCUAACGCAGCUUCAGUUCCAAAGCCAGUUGAUGCAUCCUGUAACAUUUUCGCUUGUCCUCUCGGUGUUUUCAUUUAAAAAAAAAAAAAAUCAGAUGGAACACACUGGCGUUUUAUAAAUAGCCCAUUUUGCUGUGAAGCUUUUUCUUUUUAAUUUUAUUUUUUUAGCUGUACUCACUGCACGCUCUUGAAUUAUCUCCCUUGACAGCCAGGAUGGUGCAUUAGACUUUUAUUCAUGUAUAUUGUAGAACUGGAAUUUCUGUGAGCAGUUUAUGGUCACCGUGUCCCUCAAAUCAAUGUCCCUGAGCAGAGCAGUGAUUCACCCCCCUCUCC
Molecule: messenger RNA, 3024 nt
Organism: Python bivittatus (Burmese python)
Lineage: Eukaryota; Metazoa; Chordata; Lepidosauria; Squamata; Pythonidae
Source: RefSeq, a predicted model, not a curated record